Molecule: messenger RNA, 957 nt
Organism: Penicillium crustosum
Lineage: Eukaryota; Fungi; Ascomycota; Eurotiomycetes; Eurotiales; Aspergillaceae
Exons: 2
Coding region: 1-957 (318 amino acids)
Source: RefSeq, a predicted model, not a curated record
AUGCUAUUGGAGAAUGGGGCCGAUCCAGGCCAAAGAAAUAAAUGGGGAGCUACUCCCCUCGGCAAAGUAAACGCAGCAGCUAGAGCAUGGAUUGAGCACCCAGAAAAAGUCCCUUUAUUCCUCGAAUUGUACAGACUCUUUGUUCGUGAGUUCGGAGACGAGCUGUUUGAAGAUCUUGAUAACAGGUGGCCAUCAACAUCCGGCUUUCAGGGGCCCCCUGAGGCAUUCUCUUUAAUUCAGGAGGUCUCUUUCAACUCAUAUUCAGAUCUGCCCGUUGAUUUCCGGUUUAAGCAGGCAAUGACCAUUGACAACUGGUGGGUGAGUGGUGCCAGCCCAACUAUACUUCGAAUGGCGAUGGGCGGUGAUCAUAUUGACCAUAGCGCCUACUUUCUCGAGGAUGAAAACGGAGAAACUCUGCUAUACAGGAUUGCCCAGGGUAUGGCCGUUGACUUCUCUGAAAGAAAAAACAGCAAUAUGCCGAAGUGGCGUGAGCUGCUUUCUGGUGCAAUCACGGCAUAUGCCGACCCAUGUCAUUUGUCCUCUAAGUACAAACGGACGAGUACGCCUCUAACCACAUUUCUACGAUACUCCACCAAGAAUUGGGCAGAAAUCAAACGAGCGAAAUAUAUAUUUGACUCCACUAUCCAAUUCUGGGUAUCGGAGCUUCAGUUGGCUGGCGUUGAUUUAGCAGAGUAUGGGGCGAAGGAGAAAUCACUACAUAUGUCUGGCGUUAUUGACCUGGAGCUCAGUAUAUACGUUGGGCUUGAAAAUUCUGGCCCAGCAUAUGAUCCUGACCUAGGUGAAUAUCUUUUAUUUCGUAUCCUAUCGCUCGAAUUUGGUCCAAGACCAGAAGAGUGGAAACUAUGGGUCUCUAAUCCGGUAGAUGAACUGGCGUGGGAAUUCUGGGAACUGGUUGAGAGGGGAGAGCAAGUUAUGCCAGGUACUUGGAUAGAUUAG